UCACGGAUUUUACAUAUGCUGUGCUCUUCAACGCCCCCAGUAAAGAUCAGCGCGACUGAUCGAGGGAGGACUAUGCAGCCAGCAGCUGCGGAGAUUGAUGGGGGAUUCUCGCGGCGACUGGGCUUUUGCCAAAGAAUCCUACAAUCGAAACAGAGUUCAGAGCCUGCCUCCUUCCAGAGCUUACAGGCUAGUUCAAUCUCGGUGGGCGCAUCAAUGCGGGCGUGAGUCUUGCAGAGGAGAGACCAGUGAGGGGGCAAAGUAUGAACUGAAUCAAGCUGGUGACGCGGGGACGGGAAGGGGGCAGGAUGUAGGUAUGGAGGAACAGGAUCGGAUGACGAUCAAGAAGGCAGCGGCGUCGCGAAAUCGGACACCAAAUAUUAUUAUCUGCCAGUGCCACCGGAAGCCCAGACACUCGGACAAAGAUCUGAGGGAAAGGGGAGAUUGUUUGCCAGGACACCCGUUAGCUCACACCGGACCCAGAGCUAAACUGGGCCUUGCACAAGAACCUUGUCCAUACGCCCUAGUCCAUACAUCGGACGAGAGACGGCUACCUAGAUAGGUACCUAGUGAUAGGCAUGGGCAUGGGCAUUAAUUCAGCAGCGGAGUAACUGUCUGCCAGUGGCAACGCAGGCUAGAGCAUUAGCUUCGU
This is a messenger RNA of Aspergillus sclerotioniger CBS 115572, 649 nucleotides long. RefSeq lists its product as uncharacterized. The record is from RefSeq and is a predicted model, not a curated record. Bases 98 to 559 code for a protein of 153 amino acids. NCBI's taxonomy places the organism in Eukaryota, Fungi, Ascomycota, Eurotiomycetes, Eurotiales, Aspergillaceae. The transcript is spliced from 2 exons.